AUGGCGAUACUGAGACACAUGAGCAAAAGCAUCAUUGACAGGCUGCUGGAUUCCCAGUACACACAAGAGACCUUGCGUGAUGAGUGCUGGGCAGAAACUCAGUGCGACUCCACACAACCAGAUUCAGAGCUAUGUCCGGCCAAACUGGAUGUGGAGCCGACACCUGGCCACGACGUCUGCACUACAGAUGAAGAUGUGGAAACCACGGCGAGCGAGGCGGAUGACAAGGAGGACCACAGGCUCGAGGUGCCUUUUCGCGGCAUUCGUGAAGUGGCGGAGGCUGACAUUGCUGCCGGGUGCAAUGCUGCAGCUCUGCGAAGCAGCGAAGAUUUGGAGCUUUACCUGCGAAGGCUUGGUGGUCUGGGUCACAGCCCUCUUCAUCCGCCUCCCCCGCGCAGCUUCGCAAGACAAGCCGAGGCGAUACGAUACCUGGAGGGUCUCCUUGCUCAGGGGGUUUACCGGUUGCAUCAGCUUGGCCUUUUCUCCCGCGAGUUUUCUUCCUCGGGCUGCAGGCGCUUCCUUGUCGAUACAAAAGUGGGCUUUGCGCUGACAUCCGCACCGACCUCGAGGCAGUGGGAUCAGGUUCUCGACAAAUUGCCGCAACAACAUCUGUACGAGGUCUUGAUGGAGACACAGCCCUGCUGGCUUUAUUUUGAUUUGGAGUUUCCUAGAUGUGUGAACCCCAACCUCGAUCCGGGCAAAGUUAUCUCGGCGUUCUACGAUCUCCUGAACCAGUUCUGCUUCUCAACCUUUGGAUUGACGUUGGAUACAGACUCCCUCUUUGAACUCGAUUCGACCACAGACGAAAAGUUUUCCAAGCACGUGAUCGCCAAACGUUUGCAGACGGUUGACGGCAGUGGGUUGGGCGGGCAGUACCACUUCCAGUCGUUGGCAUUCCCGAAUAAUGCUCAAGCAGGGUUCUUUGUCAAGAAGUUCAUGGACUUUGUGCGGCAGCAGCGUUUGGCGCGAAGACGGGCUGCCAGCUUGCUUUUUGCUCGGGCGAAGCCCAAACAGCAGAAGGAGUAUCAGAAAGAUCCUGCGAAGGAUGAGGCUCCAGCAGCAGAGAAGGCCUCCGCGGAUGAAGCUGCAGGAUCACCUCCGUCUGAGGUUCCAGUCGUCGACGAAUCCGUGUAUACUCGAAAUCGGUGCUUUCGGGUGCUGUUCAGCUCAAAGCAUCUUGGCAAACAUGCACGCGCAUGUGCAGACACGCCAACACGCUGA
Symbiodinium necroappetens is the source of this 1221-nucleotide messenger RNA. The record is from the annotation of a GenBank genome assembly. NCBI's taxonomy places the organism in Eukaryota, Dinophyceae, Suessiales, Symbiodiniaceae.